Messenger RNA from Triplophysa dalaica, 1252 nucleotides. It is a transcript of the gene ecscr, whose product is annotated as endothelial cell surface expressed chemotaxis and apoptosis regulator. Lineage: Eukaryota; Metazoa; Chordata; Actinopteri; Cypriniformes; Nemacheilidae. The coding region runs from base 234 to 1094 and encodes 286 amino acids. The transcript is spliced from 10 exons. The record is from RefSeq and is a predicted model, not a curated record.
GCACAUCCUUCUCAGCAGGAUUGUUUUACUUCUCACAUAGAAUACUUUAAGAACCCUCAUUACAGGAAACUGAUUUAGACACAUAGAUUUACACCUUCACGUAUGAGUAUCUCUAUGUGGUUGUCUGCAUUUCACCACGGUUGAAUUACUAUAGUACUUUCAGCGUUGUAUUUCCUGAUAUCUGGUAAACAUACGUAUGACUAGUGCACACUUGUAAUUAGUCCAUCAGACGGAUGAGCCAUUUGGAUUUAGUCAUGGAGCAGCUCCUCUAUCUUCUCAUUACCAUCAUUGCAUCUUCAUCCAUCAUCUCAGCAGGAAAUGACACAAACUUCUUUAUCUCAACUACUACACUACCAAACACAACCGCUUUGUCCACACAGCUUGAUGAUUCAAACACAGCCGCCCGAACAUCUCCAGAAAUGUCUACGACUCCUGCAUCUCAUCAUGACUUUAUUAAGACCAUCCACACCUUAAAAACUGUGAACACAACUACUACGCCUCUUUUUACUUCCAGCCACAUUACAACAGGUACUACAGCUGUGCCUGCUGAAAACAGACAGUCUUCUUCAAACGGCACAUCAGAAAGACAAACCAACAUCACCAGCUCCCCUUUAACAAGUUCAGAAUCCUUCACUGAAGCAACUCAACAUACUGUCUCAUCCUUGGCUACAACAAAAGUUGAUGUUUCUGGAAAUAUAAGCCCUACAGUUCAAUUAUACAUCACCAAGUCAGAGGUCACCACUCCACCUGUGCUGCUGUCGGGCAACAGUCUUACUCCACUUGCUUUUGGUGUAAUGAGUCUUAUACUCAUUUUAAUUAUUGUCAUGGUGAUUCUGGUGAUUACAAUCAAUCUCAGGGGACAAUGCAGAAGGACAAAACAGCAGGAGGGUAUUAAAAACUAUGACUCUGUUGUGUCCGAAAGCAACACGACCAACAACUGUGAAAAAGAGAGCAUCACUCUUGUUUCUGUGCGGACAAUAAACACAGACUAUGACACAGAUUCUCCUCAGGUCUCUUCAGUUCGCAGUACUAUAGUGGACCAUGAGGACCAAGAAUUUAACAGAGACCUGCUAAACAUUAAAGGCGGACUUUGAUUUCUCUUAGAUAACAGAACAUUAUGCAGCUCAUGUUAUUUUACAUAUUUAUAAUGCAUCUCAAGUCCAUCACAACAACAACAUGCUUAAUGUGAUAAUAUAUGAUUGAAAAGUGUCAUUCCUUCCCGUCUCAAAUAAAACAGUACAUUUGUUUCUAA